UCUAUGCGCCUGCUUCUCACAUUAAUACGCUAGGACUACGAGGUCACGGACAGAGCCGGCACUACAGACAGAGGUCGGAUCGGAGGUGUUUUAAUUGACAUGGAUGAGUCACUGCGAGGAGAUCAUAUGCUCAGGAGUCACAGUGAUGAGGCUAUUGUUGACCAUGGCAAGACAAGAUCAGCCCUACACACCAACUUUGAGACUGAAGAACUAGAGGGUCACAGGGCAGUGUAUGUAGGGGUGCACGUCCCUUUAGGAAAGGAGAACAGACAUAGACGCCGACACCGAGGACACCGACAUCAUCGCAGAAGGAACAAAGACAGAGACUCUGAUCAUGUGGGCGGUGAGAGAGAAUAUCUCACAAAUGACACACCAUCUCAGCGGGUGCAGUGUAUUCUGGGUACUGAAGAUGAUGAUUUGGAACACAUUCCUCAUGAUCUCUUCACUGAGCUGGAUGAACUUUCUGUUCGAAACGGCAACUCAGAGUGGAGAGAGACUGCCAGAUGGUUGAAGUUUGAGGAGGAUGUGGAAGAUGGAGGGGAGAGAUGGAGUAAACCCUACGUAGCUACGCUGUCUCUGCACAGUCUGUUUGAGCUGCGCAGCUGCAUCCUAAAUGGAACUGUGAUGCUGGACAUGAGGGCCGACUCCAUCGAGGACAUUGCAGACAUGGUGAUAGACAGCAUGGUGGCGUCAGAGCAGCUGGAUGAAUCUCUGAGGCCAAUGGUGCGAGAAGCCAUGCUGAAACGCCAUCAUCACCAGAAUGAGAGAAGGCUCAGUAAUCGUUUUCCCCUGGCUGUGCGCUCGCUUGCUGAUAUAGGCAAGAAACACUCAGAGCCACUGUUACUGGAGCGCAGUGGUGAUGGCCUGUCUGCCUCCCGUAACUCCCUUCUGAAACUGGGCGGCUCCAUUUCCAACCUGUCCCAGAGAAGCGAGUCACGUGUCUCCAUGCUUCUAAACCACCUGAUACCUGGUCCUGCCCAGGAGUCCUUUCUCAGUUCCACCCCACAGAGCACCCCACCACUCCACCACUCCGAAUCCACCCACAGAGCCGCCCCAGUCCAUCUGGAUAUCCCUGAGGUUGUGGUGUCACCGCCCGAGGAUGAUGAAGAGUCUGCAGAGGAAGACGUCAAUCACAGAGCUCAUGAAGGUCCAUUGAUGUCUGCUUCAUCUCCUGGAUCUGUGGAUCCAGGCAGACUGAGUGAAAACAGAACAGUCAAAUCAAGCAAUAGCAGAGAUGGCAGCAUUAUAGAUCUUAGCAAGGUGGAUAUGAACUUUAUGAAGAAGAUUCCUCCAAACGCCGAGGCUUCCAACGUGCUGGUUGGUGAAGUGGAUUUUCUGGAGCGGCCCAUCGUAGCCUUUGUUCGUCUCUCGCCCGCUGUACUGCUCACAGGACUCACAGAAGUGCCUGUGCCAACCAGGUUCUUGUUUCUGUUGCUGGGGCCACAUGGAAAAGGAGCUCAGUACCACGAGAUUGGGCGCUCCAUGGCUACGCUGAUGACAGAUGAGAUAUUCCAUGACGUGGCGUACAAAGCUCGGGACCGGGUGGAUCUGCUUUCUGGUAUCGAUGAGUUUUUAGACCAGGUGACUGUUUUACCUCCGGGAGAGUGGGACCCCACCAUCCGCAUCGAACCCCCCAAGAAUGUCCCGUCACAGAUUAAGAGAAAGAGGCCGUCACAGCCCAACGGCACAGUGACUCCUACUGAGCUGAACCAAGAGGAGGAACACCACACUGGACCUGAGCUACAGAGGACUGGACGGAUCUUUGGUGGGCUGGUAGAAGAUAUAAAGCGUAAAGCUCCGUUCUACUUGAGUGAUGUGGUGGACGGGUUCAGUCUGCAGUGUGUGGCGUCUGUACUGUUCCUCUACUGCGCCUGCAUGUCUCCUGUUAUCACGUUUGGAGGACUGCUGGGAGAAGCCACCAAGAGCAACAUUAGUGCUAUUGAAUCGUUGUUCGGAGCAUCUCUGACAGGCGUGGCAUUCUCUCUUUUUGCUGGGCAGCCCCUCACAAUCCUGGGCAGUACAGGACCUGUACUCGUCUUUGAAAAGAUUCUCUUCAAGUUCUGCGAGGAUUAUGAGAUGUCCUAUCUGUCUCUACGAGCCUGUAUUGGUCUGUGGACGGCGUUCCUCUGUAUUGUUCUGGUUGCUACAGAUGCCAGCUCACUGGUGUGUUACAUCACACGGUUCACAGAGGAAGCGUUCGCCGCGCUCAUCUGCAUCAUUUUCAUCUAUGAAGCUCUGGAGAAACUACUGCACUUGGGACACACGUAUCCCAUCAACUCACACAUCGAACUGGAUAACCUCACACUCUACAGUUGUCAGUGCUCAGCUCCCAGUCAAGCUCCCAAUGAGACCCUGCAGGUUUGGAACUCCACAGGGUACACCUCAGAUUCAGUACCAUGGAAUCAGCUCAAUGUUUCGAUGUGUAACUUCCUGCAUGGUGAGUUUGUAGGCCCAGCAUGUGGAAGCCAUGGACCCUUCAUCCCUGAUGUGCUUUUCUGGUCCGUCAUCCUCUUUUUUACCACAUUCUUUCUCUCCUCCUUGCUCAAGCAAUUCAAAACAGAGAGAUACUUCCCCACCAAGGUGCGGUCCACUAUAAGUGACUUUGCAGUAUUUUUGACUAUAAUGGUGAUGGUUUUGGUGGAUUAUCUAGUGGGAAUUCCAUCUCCAAAGCUCAACGUGCCUGAUCGCUUUGAGCCCACAUCUAAGCACCGUGGCUGGCUGAUCUCUCCUCUGGGUGAUAACCCCUGGUGGACGGCAUUGAUAUCUGUGGUUCCUGCUCUCCUCUGCACCAUCCUCAUAUUCAUGGAUCAGCAGAUCACUGCCGUCAUCAUCAACCGCAAGGAGCACAAACUCAAGAAAGGAUGUGGUUAUCAUCUAGACCUGCUGGUGGUGUCUAUAAUGUUGGGCGUAUGUUCGGUGAUGGGGUUGCCAUGGUUUGUGGCAGCCACUGUGCUCUCCAUAUCACAUGUAAACAGCCUGAAGCAGGAGUCAAGCUGCUCGGCGCCAGGGGAACAGCCCAAAUUUCUGGGUAUUAGGGAACAGCGGCUCACAGGGGUGCUCAUCUUCACCCUCAUGGGCUGCUCCGUCUUCAUGACCUCUGCACUGAAGUUCAUUCCAAUGCCAGUGCUGUAUGGAGUUUUCCUCUAUAUGGGUGCCUCCUCUUUGAAAGGCAUACAGUUCUUUGACAGGAUAAAGCUGUUUGGCAUGCCGACCAAGCAUCAGCCGGAUCUGAUCUACCUGCGUUACGUGCCGUUGUGGAAGGUUCAUGUGUUCACGUUGGUGCAGCUCACCUGCCUCGUGCUGCUGUGGAUCAUCAAAGCGUCUUCUGCUCGUGUCAUCUUCCCCAUGAUGGUGCUGGCGCUGGUGUUCGUUCGUAAGCUUCUGGAUUUCUGCUUCACUAAAAGAGAGCUGAGUUGGCUGGAUGAUUUAAUGCCUGAAAGCAAGAAGAAGACAGAAGAUGAUAAAAAGAAAAAGAAUGCUAAACAGGAAGCUGAGCAGACGACAGAGGAAGAAGAUGAGACAGCACUGGCAUACACAGAAGAAGGAGGAAGGAACACACUGAAGAUCCCUCUGCACUCACACAGUGGCAGUCAGGAGAAGGUGGCAUGUGUUAGGCUGAACGUGGAAGGAGCCCAGGGUGGGCGAGGAGAGGCGAACGUUGAGACGGCCCUGUAGAGACAGCAUUCCUUCCUUCCUUCUUUAUGAAGCACUUCCCAAAGUCAACGCUGGAGCAUAGCAGGAAACGUCAGCCACUCGACUCUGGGUCACCGGAGCCCCCUGCUGUAUUGUAGUACAGAGUACUGAAUACUGACCGAAAGCACAGGUGUACAUGAAUGUACUCAUUAAUACUAAACAACCAGCCACAGAACAGACUGUAACUACACAAUAGAUUUCCUAAUUCAUAUGCUUAUUUUUAUUUUGC
Trichomycterus rosablanca is the source of this 3922-nucleotide messenger RNA. RefSeq names its product sodium bicarbonate cotransporter 3-like. Gene Ontology annotation, biological process: monoatomic anion transport; bicarbonate transport; transmembrane transport. The record is from RefSeq and is a predicted model, not a curated record. Lineage: Eukaryota; Metazoa; Chordata; Actinopteri; Siluriformes; Trichomycteridae. Bases 100 to 3675 code for a protein of 1191 amino acids. The transcript has 25 exons. Gene Ontology annotation, molecular function: sodium:bicarbonate symporter activity; monoatomic anion transmembrane transporter activity; solute:inorganic anion antiporter activity. Gene Ontology annotation, cellular component: basolateral plasma membrane; apical plasma membrane; plasma membrane.